AGGUUAGUCAAUCACAGUUAAACUGUCAAGAACAACCAAUAUUAAAGAUACAAAGUCAAGGAAAGAAUAACAAUUUCCAAAGAUCAAUUUCAUCUACUUUUACAAACACUCCAUUUCAACAACCCAAAAUCAAACAAAAAUGGGGUGGUUAUCCAGAUUUGUAGUAGCACUAUCAUUCUUAGCAAUCGGAAUCAUCUUCUCCCCUGAAACCUUCAAAUCAGACAACCCAGAUUCUUCUUCUCUCUCCUCCAUUCUCAAAUUGUCUCAUCUCCUCUGCUUCUCCACCGCAUGGGGCGCCGCGUUGUGGGCCACCUUCAUCGGCGGCAUCAUCAUGUUCAAGAAUUUGCCAAGGCAUCAAUUUGGGAAUUUGCAGAGUAAGAUGUUUCCAGCGUAUUUUACUUUGGUGGGUGUUUGUUGCGCGGUCUCAACGGCGUCGUUUGGGUAUUUGCAUCCUUGGAAAUCAUCGUCUUCUACUGAGAAGUAUCAGCUAGGAUUUCUGGGUUUUGCGUUUCUAUUUAAUCUUUCCAAUUUGUUGGUGUUUACUCCUAUGACCAUCAAGAUGAUGAAGCAAAGGCACAAGAUAGAGCGAGAGAACAACAUUGGGGAAGAAGUCGGGUGGACGAAGAACAAAGAAGUUGCGAAGAAAAACCCCCAGCUUGCAGCGAUGAACAAGAAGUUUGGGAUGGUCCAUGGCUUGUCUUCUCUCGCUAACCUGCUGUCAUUUGGUUGCCUUGCCAUGCACUCAUGGUAUUUAGCCGUUAAACUUGACCUGUGAUCAGAUCAUGCCAUCUUCCUGUUACAUCUUUUACCCAACUUAGUGGGAACUGUGGAAGAUUAAAGUUUACACAGGGUUUCUCUGUUGUUAAGCCUGUAUUUAUUAAACAUUGAUAACAAACUAUUCAAACUUUCCCCCAGUGUUUCCAACUAUGUAAUCAUGAUGUUGGAUUAUGCAGCUUUCACAAAUUACUGAAGAAAGAUAUGCUCAGUAGUUGCUGCUUAAUCGUUUCUUUGAUACUCUCUCUGUUCAUUAAAUAAUUGCUUCACUUGAUAGGAGCUUUCUAUAGAAAUUGAAUCAAUAAUCAAUAACUAGUUAA
Chenopodium quinoa (quinoa) is the source of this 1094-nucleotide messenger RNA. RefSeq names its product transmembrane protein 205-like. The record is from RefSeq and is a predicted model, not a curated record. Lineage: Eukaryota; Viridiplantae; Streptophyta; Magnoliopsida; Caryophyllales; Amaranthaceae. Bases 140 to 775 code for a protein of 211 amino acids. The transcript has 3 exons.